Molecule: messenger RNA, 1008 nt
Organism: Didymodactylos carnosus
Lineage: Eukaryota; Metazoa; Rotifera; Eurotatoria; Philodinida; Philodinidae
Source: the annotation of a GenBank genome assembly
AUGUCCUCGUGUUUUGAAUCUAUGCCCAAUGAUUUAUUCAUGGAAUUAUUUGAUUAUUUUGAUGCUUAUAGUAUUUAUCAAUCAUUUUUUGGUUUAAAUUAUCGUCUUAAUCAAAUAAUUUCACAUUGUCAGAUGUAUGUUGAUUAUCAUCGAAUAACAUCCAGUGAAAAACAAAAGUGGUUUUUAGAAAAUCUCAUAAUAAAUCGUAUUCGUUCAUUAAAAUUAACUAAUUUAAAUCAAAUUAAAUUUCAAUAUCAACUAUCAUCUCUUCAAACAUUAAUAUUUAUUGCUAUGAAUGCAAAUGAUAUUAAACAAAUUUUGAAUUCUAAUCUAAUUCCAUUACAACAAUUAAAAUUUGUAUCUGUUAAUAAUUGUGAUGGUGGAAAGAAAGAUAAAGAUGAUGUAUGUAAACUUUUGUUAUCUGAGCACAUGUUAAUGUUAAAAGAAUGUAAAUUAGAAUUUAAAUAUGGAACCUCUUUUAAAUAUAUUACACCAACACCAUUAUUACAAAUUGAACGUUUAACUAUUAAUUGGUGUAGUUUAACAAAUUUAAUUCGUCUGUUUCCAUAUCUACCAAAUAUAAAAUAUUUAAAAGUGUGUAUACAAAGACGUGACAUAGCACCAUUUCAAUCAUCGUCAAUUGUUUCUUUGAAUAAUAUAAAAGAAUUGCAUAUCACAAUAUUCGAUGGUACAUACGAACGAAUUAUUCGUUUAUUGAAAUGUUGUGAAAGUUCAAAGUUAACUCGACUGAAAUUGUAUUUUUUCACAAAUAUUUACUCGAUGAUUGAUGGUAAACAAUGGGAAUCAAUACUAACACAAUAUGUACCAUAUUUAAUCACAAUAAAUCUGGAUGUUAUGUUUUCAAAAUAUAAUGUUCUCGUUACUUCCAUAAAUAUUGAUGAUUUGUUAUUAAAGUAUCAUUGGAUUGACAAACAUGAGAAAUGGCGCGUGAGAAUUGUAACAAAUCAUCGAAGCAAUGAAAUUCAUCUUUCGAUUAAAACCUUGUGA